Pristis pectinata (smalltooth sawfish) is the source of this 5746-nucleotide messenger RNA. RefSeq lists its product as uncharacterized. The transcript is spliced from 10 exons. Gene Ontology annotation, biological process: regulation of transcription by RNA polymerase II; anatomical structure development. Bases 473 to 2119 code for a protein of 548 amino acids. The record is from RefSeq and is a predicted model, not a curated record. Gene Ontology annotation, molecular function: RNA polymerase II cis-regulatory region sequence-specific DNA binding; DNA-binding transcription factor activity, RNA polymerase II-specific. Lineage: Eukaryota; Metazoa; Chordata; Chondrichthyes; Rhinopristiformes; Pristidae.
GGCACGGGGCCGAACUGGGGGGGUUUCGCCUGACGAUCACGGGGUGGGGGCGGCAUCGGGGACUUAAAGAUUUGGCGCCGUGCUUGAGUGUGGGGCCUUUGAUUGGAUUUGGGUCACAAUUGGGCUUCAAGGGCCGUCAUUUAGUUCAGGAUUAAGGGUGGUGGCUGAGGUGAGUGUCACCCGCGCUGAUCAUCUCGCUCAAAGGGGCAAAGGAAAGCGCUGCACAAGUCAGUUGUGUGCAAUUAAAGCAGAAAAUGCUGGGAAGCACUCAGCAAGUCAGUCAGCAUCUGUGGAGAGAGAAGCAGCGUUAACGUGUCAGAUCCAUCGUCAGUUCUGCUGCCACAUCUACUGAGUAUUUCCUGCAUUUACUCAAUUUAUUUCACUCACUGUGUUGAAAGGAGACCGUUUUCUGGACAUCAGCCCGUACCUUGGUCGUUCUUGAUUAAAGUAGGUGUUGGUAAGAAAUGGUGGUAUGAUUCCAGUGAAUUCCAAUCAGAAAAUGGCCCCAGGAAAGAGCAUCAAGUACUUGGAGCUGGUGCUGUCAUGUGAAUGGUCAGAUUGCACCUUUAUUGGGAAGACAAUGGAGGAAUUCUGUGAUCAUAUUGCUGCACACCUAAAAGAGCAUCUUAAUGAGUAUGAUAGUUUUGGAGAAUUAGAUGAGUUCCAGUGCCUUUGGCGAGGCUGUGGUUUCCUGGCAGUGGAAGGGCCCAAUGAACUGGUGGUACAUGUCAACUUUCACAGCUAUCACGCCAAGCUGAAAUACUUUGGUUCAGAGCUGCAACGACUACGUCCUGAUUUGCCAGUGUGCUCCCUGGAUAGUCAGAACCAAAAUCUGAUCCCAGAGAUUGCAGAGACUUUCAUUUGCCAGUGGGAGCAUUGUGAUAGUACAUUUGACAAUCCAGAAUGGUUUUACCGGCAUGUAGAUAUGCAUGGACAGUGCACGGAUAAAGAAAUUCUUCCUAACAAAGGUGAAGCCAUUUCAUGCUGCUGGAAAGGUUGUGGUGCUACAUUUAAAAUCAAGUUUAAACUUCGGGAGCAUUUGCGGAGUCACACACAGGAGAAGGUUGCCUCCUGUCCCAACUGCGGAGGGAUGUUUUCCAAUAAUACUAAGUUUUAUGACCAUGUUCGCCGGCAGACCUCAAAUGAGCAGAAGACAUUUCCCUGUCAGCACUGUGACAAGCAGUUCGCAAAUGAAAGACUGCUACGGGACCACGUGCGGAAUCAUGUGAACCAGUUUAAAUGCCCACUCUGUGAUAUGACCUGCACUACUUUCUCCUCAUUAAGGACCCAUAUCAAAUUCCGCCACUGUGAUGAGAGGCCAUAUGGGUGUGACUUCUGUGAAAACAGUUUUAAGAAUUUGUAUGACCUAAGGAAGCACAUUGAAACACAUAAUGAUGAGCCCACAUACCACUGCAGCUCUGAUGGGUGUAAUUUUAGUGCUCGCAGUGUGCAAACACUUAAACAGCACUAUAGAAGAAUACAUGAGGGGGAAACAAAGCCUCGAUACAAGUGCCACAUCUGUGGCAAAUGUUUUUCUUGGGCCUACACUCUAACAAUGCACCUCCGCAAGAUGCACCAGCUGAAGUGGCCUUCUGGGCAUGCACGAUUCAGAUACAAAGAGCAUGCAGAUGGAUACCUGCAGCUGCAUUUGGUCCGCUAUGAAACAGUUGAGCUGACACAGCAAAUCAUCAAGGACCUAGAGAAGAGACGUGGGCGCCGAAGGAAAGCAAUAGACGCAUGUCUCCCAGCACUGGACUCCUGCCAUAAAAUUCUCUCCAGGAAACCUCCAGCUGGAAGAGCAGCAAGAGAGGAUGACUACUUUGCCUCAGCUCCCCAACUAAGAUGUGCCAGGCAGCAGGAAACCAACCCGCCAGCUAAGCCCAUGCCGAAAGCCUUGCUGCCAAAAUGCAGUGACUCCUCACAAGCCCCAAAAGCGGGUGAGAUAGAUGCAGGAGUUUCUGGAAGACCCUCCUCUGUCCAGUGUGUCCUUAGAAAUGUAGUCCAGAUAGCACCAAAGCCUGCUGCUGUCCUUGAGAGAAAUGACGACAAUUCCUCCCUAGACCCUGUGGAAACACUGGAGAAAGUAGCACGAGGGCUUGGGAUUCAGAUUAUCGGGUAGUCAUGGUUUCUGGUGGUGAAGCUCUGUAAAGCUUUGGUCACCAAGUUCUUUCAGAAGUAGUUGCCUGAAGAGAGUGUGAGCAGGUGGAGUUGUAUUUAAUUGGGAUCCUGCUGACUCUACACCAUCAGGAAUGUGUGGCUGCUGUUUGCUGUGUCAGGUGCUUUAGAGAAACAUCAACUUAUUUUUUCCUUCUGUCUCAAAGUGCUGCAGUUUGUCCUAUGAGCUUGGGAGAAUGGGCUGCAGUCCUUUGUCUUCACUGUAAGCAUGUGAGGCUUAGACCAAUGAAAGGAGAGGAGGGAAGGCCAAAUGCAAGUAGUUGUAAGAUUGGGUGGGGAGUGAAAAUACAUAGUUAGAAAAGAUAAGGAGUCGAUGAUGAAGAUACUGCCUGAGAGCUUUUUUUCUCUCCGUUUCCUUUCCUGAAUUACACAAAAUUUUGGGAUAGGUGUUACACUGGGUGUUGGGGAAGAUUUUGGGGGGCAAAGCCAUCUCCUGUCAAUACCUGCUGCAAGCACUGACAUAUGUAGGUUCAUUUAUUUCCCACAUAUACAUGAUGUUUUAUAAACCAGCAAAAUAAAUUUUGUCCUUUGAAAAGGGCAAAUUGCUGUUUAACUGUAGAUCGUUGUCUCUGCUGUUCUUGUUGGGAAGAGACUUGAUCUUUAAUUACAUUGACACCAAGGGGAUGAUAUAAGUGGUUCAGGUGAUGAGAGCCCUUCCGUCCAGAUAAACAUCUGGGGAUAGUUGUUCCAAGGAAGAGUUGCUGACCUGAAAUGUUGACUGGUUUUUCUUUCCACGGAUGGUGCUUGAUUGGCUGACUGCCAGCAUUUUCGUUUUUGUUUCAGAUUCCAGUAUCUUCAGCCCACAUUUAGUUGUGGAGAAAUAUUCUUGGAUAUUAAAAGUUAAUGGAUACUGGCCCAAAGAAAGCCAGGAGAAGCCAGCCUUAAUGUUACAGUAUCUAGCUUUUUCAUUUUUGAAAAGUCCAUUGCCUUGGUUCUGGCAACAGCCAUUCUUCUGAGCAAUCAAUUACAGCUGUUUAAAAUCAAAACAAAUCUGCAGAUGCUAGAAAUCUAAAAUGAAAACAGUAUGUUAUAAAUAUUCAGCAGGUCCAGCCACAUCUCUGGGAAGGGAUACAGAGUUAACCUUUCAGAUCCAAGACCUGACAAAGGGACUUCGACCUGAAAUGUUAACUCUGUUUCUCUUCCCACAGAUGUGGCCCAGACUGCUGAAUAUUUCCAGCAUUUUCGAUUACACCUGCUGCUUCCUCUAUGCAGAGAAAUACUUUUAGGUGUCCAUUUACAAUUGCCCUUCAACCCAGAACCUUUGUCUUUCUUCUUUAUUAAAUCUUUUUGUUUCAGGAUUACUUUAUUCUGCUUAACUGUUUUGUAUUGAAAACAGAAUGCUGGAAACACUCAACAGGUCAGAAAGCAUCUGUGGAAAGAGACAGUUGAUGUUUCCUGUCCAGGAUCCUUCAUGUGAAGGUGUUUUGUAUCUCCAGAAAGUUUCUCUCCACAUGCAACUGCAGAGCCAGAGAGAACAGUGAAACUAUUACUAUGGUUCAGUGAUCUCUCCCCUUUCUUUCUCUCUCUCUCUCUCUCUCUCUCUCUCUCUCUCUUAUUUCAAUCCAGAAGGCACAGCACAAACAUGACUCUUGAUAUUGGCAUAAAGGCCUUCUAAGACUCCCAUGCAAAGGCUGAAUGUGUAGACUGCCAAAUGGACUGAGUUAGACCUCUAAAUUGUUCUAUCCUCUGGAGGAAGCCAGCCUUAGAGAACUGUCUCAGUGGUGAGUGGGCAAUGUCGCCUUGUGUGUAUUUUAAUGGAAUUUUUAGGAAUAUUCUGUGAUGGGCUCCACCUGCUCUAGUGAGGAGCAUAACUCAAACUGUUUAUAGUUAUACAAUCAAUGAAUGAAUCCAGUGGGAGUCCUUGGGUUUAUAAAGCCCUUUGUUUUUUAGCACAAUUCAGAUUUGCUGUAAGGUCUUAAAACUGGGACCGAUAAGCAAUCCAAACUGUCGAGCAGCAGUUAAUUGCUUUGCAUUGUUACAUUUUGCAUUGCAGCACAGAACAAAAUACCAUUGAUAGAGACAAUUUGCCAGCAGUGCAGUUUUAUUGAUGAAAAAUUGCCAUUCUGGCCCUGUCUGGCUUGUAUAGACUUCCUUUCCAUGCCAGUGUAGUUGACUCAAAUGCUUGGUCAAGUUGCCAUGUUGCUCGGAGCAACUGAGUUGGGUAAUAACGGCCAGUCGUGCUGGUUAUACCCAUGUGCCUAGUGUGGAAAUGAAUGAGGAACCGUGCAGUCUCAUCCCAUUGUGAUACUAUGAUAACUGAGAAAACAAACUCUAUUCAGUCUCAAAGAACAGUAUGACCCUGGUCAAUUCAUCCUGACCUACUGUAGGCUCUGUAGUGUUGAUAUGACUGUAGCUUUACUUGUUUUUAAGUCUUUGCCAAGGUACAAAGAUAAGGCAAGGGAUUAGUUACUUCAGGGCUGGGCCCAAAUCUUCCUAUCAAAAUUGUCUUACAGAACCAAUAACUUUGCAAAAUCAGCAAGUUGAAGCAAUUGUGUGUAUUUCUCCCAUGCGUGUCGUCUUGGUAAAGCAGCAGAAUCCUUUUUUAAACAACACAUCAUCUUCUUGCAUGCUGCCAGUGGUGUGGUUUUGAGCAUCAGGGCAGCUCUUGUUACCAAGGGAGGCUGUUGCCAGGUUCUAAAAAUCCAACAGGUGACUGGGACAGGAAGUGGGAUCCCAGCCUUUUUAAAACUUUGCUUAGCAACACUGCCAUGUCUUCGGAUGCUGAUGGCAGAGUGGGGUACAAUUGACUUGGGAAAGAACAGAGUUCUAUUUUAGCAUUGGUCAUUUUGAUGUUUUGGUUUAGAUUUGAAAAAUUUAUGGAUAACUUGCUGAGGAGUAAAAGCUAUCUGGUUUUUAACUGGACAAAAUGGCAGAGCCAUUUCCAACGUUAUCAUCUGACACAUGGGUCCAGUUUACAGCUUCCAUUCCUCACUGCUGCCUUGCAUUAACUUCCGUAUGUAAAGAGUCAAAGGUAAUGAAUAAGUGAGAUUUUCCAUCAAAUGGAACAUUUCAUGAACUGUGAAAUGAAUUUGAGCAUUUAUGUUUUAACUUGACGUCCUGUCAAAUGAAUAAUUCCUAAACUGAUGUUGCCAGGAUUGUGGUAUACUAUUCACAGUGGUAGUUUAUUUUAUUUUAGAUUUCCACCUUAUGCAGUUUUUUUAUCCUUACUAGUUUAAAAUCUCUGUGCUCUUUAACUGUGGAAAACACCCAGUAUUUUAAAUGAAUUUGAUGUUGUAAACGGUGUGUGUAAUGACAAUAUGAUGUUGCUGAUAUUGUAAAGGCUCGCACUAUUAAUUAGUAUGGUGGGAACAAUUAAAAAUGUUUAAAGUACAGUUGAAAACCAUUUAAGGUAUACUGGUUUCAUUAGGAUUUUGUUGCUAUGUUUUGCACUGGGCUCAGCCAGGCUGGUGGUGUUAAUGUUGUAAACAUGAUUCACCUCAAACUGACUGAAGUGGGAGUGUAUUUUUAUGAGCCCACGCUCCUAGCUGGGAGCUUCACCUACAAAGAGCAUCAUCGCACUCAGCCCAGCGAGUGCAGACUUGUUAAUGUUUGUGUAUGCAAUAGCUGUUCA